UUUGUGGUGCAUUUUGGGAGAAAGGAGAAAGACGCCAUUUUGCUUGAUGGAGUAAGAAAUCAGUCUUAGCAAUUAGACAGUUUCUAGGGAAUCUGAAAUAUUACCACAAGUUUAGGUUGAAACGAUUCAUUAUAUACUUUUACGUUUCAACAAGGCAUCUGAACGUUUCGAUAAGCAAUUGUUUUAAGUUAGUUGUAAGGUUUUCUGCGGUGAUAAUGGGUCGCUCCCGCAGUCGCAGCUCGUCCCGCUCCAAACACACAAAGAGCAGCAAACACAGCAAAAAGCGCUCCAGGUCUCGGUCUAGGGACAAGGAGAGGGUCAAGAAGCGAUCGAAAUCCAAAGAAGCCAAGAGGAGCCGGCGGAGAGAGUCUCGCUCCCGGUCCCGCUCCACCACUGCCGCGACACGCAAGGAGAGGGAGCGGGAGAGAGAGAGGGAGAGGGAGAGGGAAAGGGAGAAGGAGAAACAGGAGAGGGAGAAGGAAAGGGAGAGGGAGAGAGAACGGGAACGAGCUGCUACUCCGCCCGAGAGACUCGACAUAUUCGGGCGGACGGUGAGCAAAAGGAGCAGUCUGGAUGAGAAGCAGAAAAAGGAGGAAGAGGAGAAAAAAGCAGAGCUUGAGAGACAGAGGAAAAUACUAGAAGGCGGGGGCGGCCUGUUUUGCCGUAGAACCAUGCUUCAUUGCUGCCAUAUUAACAGUCGUCAACAGGAGAUCGAGGAGAAGCUGAUCGAAGAGGAGACGGCACGGAGGGUUGAAGAGUUGGUGGCCAAGCGGGUGGAGGAGGAGCUGGAGAAGCGGAAAGAUGAGAUUGAGCAUGAGGUUCUCCGGAGGGUGGAGGAGGCAAAGCGCAUCAUGGAGAAACAGUUGCUAGAGGAGCUGGAGCGACAGCGGCAAGCUGAGCUCUCAGCGCAGAAAGCUAGAGAGGAAGAAGAACGUGCAAAACGAGAGGAGCUGGAGAAAAUAUUGGAGGAAAAUAACCGCAAAAUUGCUGAUGCUCAGGCUAAACUGGCUGAAGAGCAAUUGAAAAUUGUUGAACAGCAAAGAAAAAUUCAUGAGGAAAGGAUGAAAUUAGAUCAAGAGAGGCAGCGUCAACAAAAAGAAGAGCAAAAAAUGAUCCUGGGCAAGGGGAAGUCCAGGCCAAAGCUGUCCUUCUCUCUAAAACCAACUGAAUAAACUGCAGCUUGUACUUUUUUUUUAUCUCUGUAUGGUAGCUUCAUGUUGAAGUGUUUUCUGGAAAGUCUGAAAAGUUGGCUUAUUAUACUGAUGUGGGCUGUGCUCAACAAUCUUUCUUAAUGAGAAGAGGCAUAUGAUUUUAACUGAAUUUCCACCAUCCUAAUGUUAAAAACAUUACAGAGAAAACGUUCUCCUUUGCCCAAUGCUUACCAUUGCAGUCUCCCGAAGUGGGUUCUUCAAGAGAUCAUGGUAAAGUGUGUACUAAUAAGUACAGCUCUUGAAAGGGUGAUUAGAGCAAGUUUCUUUUAUAUCUUUAAUAGACCCUAUGUGAUGUAAUGUUACGUAAGAUAAUGUGAGAAUUAAAUUGUAGAUGCCGUUCAUUUUUUUUUUUUGUCAGAAUGGGUACAAUGCCCCAAAGUAUUACUGUAUCUGUAUUAAGUACAUUGUAAAAAUCCAAUGACGCUUUCAGCAUAUUGGUUCUAAGGCAAUCCUGAUACAGGUAAGGAAAUGAUUGUUGCAUGUUUGGGGGUUAGUUGGGCAGGGGGGUGGGAAUAAUUUGUGUUUGCUAAGACUUUGGUAUUUUGCCCCAUUCUGGAAAUACGUACAAUUGACAAAUAAAAGUUGAAUGCAUCUUUC
Messenger RNA from Acipenser ruthenus (sterlet), 1808 nucleotides. RefSeq names its product arginine and glutamate-rich protein 1-like. Gene Ontology annotation, cellular component: nucleoplasm; mitochondrion. NCBI's taxonomy places the organism in Eukaryota, Metazoa, Chordata, Actinopteri, Acipenseriformes, Acipenseridae. The transcript has 5 exons. The record is from RefSeq and is a predicted model, not a curated record. The coding region runs from base 216 to 1172 and encodes 318 amino acids. Gene Ontology annotation, molecular function: cadherin binding.